AUGAACGCUGCUCGCAGUGGGCCCCAGCUUGCCAGUGGCAUCGAGGACAAACUGGAAGAUUUCGCCAAGGACACCGAGAAGUCCGGCAAGGGCCUAUCGGACAUGGCAUUGGUGGACGUGAUUGUGAAGCAGAGCGCGGACGCCGUCGCGUUCCUCGAGGGCUUCCAGAUCGACCUCUCCAGCAUCGCGCAACUCGGCGGCCACUCGCAUCCGCGCACGCACAGGUCCAAGCCCGACGGCAAGCCCAUGAACAUCGGCUUCCGCAUCAUGUCCGUGCUCAUCAAAUACGUCGAAGCCCUUCCUGCCGAUAAGGCCAAGGUGGUGAAGCAGGCCCGUGUGACCGCGCUUCUCACAGACGACAGCGGCGCCGUCACCGGCGUCAAGUACGAGACCCCCGCGGCUGACGGAUCUGGCGGCAAGGAAGAGACGGAGGUGAAGGCGUCCGCAGUCAUCCUCGCCACAGGCGGCUAUUCCGCCGACAAGGCCGAGGGAGGUCUGCUGGACCAGCACACUCCUAAGCUGCGAAACCUGGCGACCACCAACGGGCCGUUCGCGACGGGCGACGGCGUGCGACUGGGCGUGGCGGCGGGCGCGGGGCUGAUCCACAUGGAUCAGGUGCAGCUGCACCCGACGGGGUACGUGGAUCCCAAGGACCCGCGCAACCCCGUCAAGUUCCUCGCGCCCGAGGCCCUGCGCGGAUGCGGCGGUAUUCUUUUGAAUGAGAAGGGCGACCGCUUCGUCAACGAGCUGACUACGAGAGACGCUGUGGUGGAGGCGAUUCUGAAGCACUGCGGCCCACUCCCGGAGGUGCCAGACGCGCCAGCAGGGGGCGCGGACAUGCCCGCUGUGUCGUACCUGAUUCUAAACCAGGAGGCCAUCAACAAGUUCGACCCGCUCUCCUGCCAGUUCUACAUCGGCAAGGGGCUUAUCCGCAAGUUUGACAGCGUGGAGGCACUGAGCGAGGGCACCAAGCUGCCAGCAGCCAACGUGAAGGCUGCUCUGGACGCGUACGGCCACCAUGACGCAGAGAAGGGCGACCCCUUCGGCAAGACCGUCUUCCCUGUGCUCUUCAACUCCUCGGAGCCCCCGCUGUACGUGGCCAUCAUCACGCCGUCGCUGCACUACUGCAUGGGAGGGCUCAAGUUUGACACCAGCGGCCGCAUCCUCAAGGAGGAUGGCUCGCCCAUUCCUGGCCUCUUUGGAGCUGGCGAAGUGACAGGUGGGCUGCAUGGCGCAAACCGUCUGGGUGGUAACUCCCUGCUUGAGUGUGUGGUGUAUGGCCGCGUGGCUGGCAUCAGUGCCUUUGACCGCAUUGGGUCUAAAAUUUUGCGUAGGGAUGGCAUGGGAACCUGGCCACGGCACUACCACCACCAUCACCAGCAGCAGCAGCAUGGGAGGGGCACCGCCGGUGUUACCACCACCGUCGGACUCCCUCGCUCCUGCCGCACUCCUCGCCAUGGACGACCUUUUUCUCCCGCUCGCACCAUCGCGCUCUCCACACUCUUCCCCGCUCGCACCGCUGCACUCUCCACGCUCUACCCUUCUCGUACCGCCGCACUCUCCGCCCUCUUCCCUUCUCGUACCGCCGCACUCUCCGCCCUCUUCCCUUCUCGUACCGCCGCAGUCUCCGCCCUCUUCCCUUCUCGUACCGCCGCACUCUCCGCCCUCUUCCCUUCUCGUACCGCCGCACUCUCCGCUCUCUUCCCUUCUCGCAAGCGGAAAGAUGGCGCUCUGCAAUUGGCUCGUGGUGGAGGUGGGUGGGGACGCAAGGGAGGACCGGGCGGGGAGAGGAGUGGCAGUGGUGGCAGCUGUGGGGCCCCCGAAUUCGCUGUGCAUGGCGUUUUCAGCAGUACUGGCACCAACUCAGCAAGCGACGCUGGACAGAAGAGAAAAAUCCCAAGCCCAGGAGGUCCCACUAGCUUCGCAACAGCCGCUCACAUGCGACAGCAGGGCCCCAGGCAUAUCCCGCAUGCCUGCCACAGCCGGAGGAGCGUGCUCGAACCGGCCAGUGUCUCGUUCGUUCGGCCGAAUCCAGCCAGUGCCGUAGCGACGUCUAUCCUGGGCAGUGCUACAACGACACCUAUCCUGGGCGGCAAUGCCACGGUUGUUGAUCCUCGUAUCCUGGGCAGCGCAGCGACUAGACGAGUGGGAGAAUCAGACACGAGCGGCGUGGACGGCAUGGGUGGCAUGGGUGGCAUGGGUGGCAGGGUUCGGUGGCAUUCUGGCGACGAGUUUGGUGCGGGCGUGUGCCUUCAGCAGCAGCCUGUGUGCAACGCAGAUGAUCGGCUCAGGUCCCCCGCAGGCGACAAUCCGUGCAGGGGUGCGGAAGGUUGGCCCACACAAGAUGAGCACGGGGUGAUAUACCAGAGCAGGGCCACUGGCUGCCCAUGCGAUGUGCAAGACGAGUGUGCCACUGACGACGAGCGAUCGCGUCCAUGCCAGGCCGUGGGGACUGGUUCGGUGCCGAACCAGAGGGUUAAGAGACGCAGCAUGGCGGAGCGGCGGAGGAGGGAGAGGAUCAGUGAGGGGCUGCGGAGGCUGCGGGCGAAGGUGAGGGGGCGGGGGGACACGUGCGCUAUGCUGGAUAGGGCAGUGGGUUAUGUUGCUGCGCCGGAGAGGCGCGUGAUGGAGCUAGAAGGGGUUGUCAUGGCGGCUGCUGGGUCUGGGAGAAACGGUUUUCCCAAGAACGCAUUUGCUGGUGGUGCUUUUGCUGGUAAUACUUUCGCUAAUGAUGCUGCGGCAGUGAGGGCGAUUCCGUCUGCUCUGACUUCGGUCCCUACUAGCCUUGGGAGUGACGCUGUUGCUGGUUGGCCUUGGGAGUGA
This is a messenger RNA of Closterium sp. NIES-65, 2823 nucleotides long. Lineage: Eukaryota; Viridiplantae; Streptophyta; Zygnematophyceae; Desmidiales; Closteriaceae. The record is from the annotation of a GenBank genome assembly.